Molecule: messenger RNA, 1386 nt
Organism: [Candida] anglica
Lineage: Eukaryota; Fungi; Ascomycota; Pichiomycetes; Serinales; Debaryomycetaceae
Source: the annotation of a GenBank genome assembly
CAAAUCUAAAUAAAAUCGAUCAUAAACAGCACACUACAAACAACUAACCAUGGCUGACAGACGUUUAAUCAAGGAGUACAAGCAGCUACUGAAAGAGACUAACCCACAGAUUGUGUCGUUAGCACCAGACCUGGAGAACAUCCUUCGAUGGAAUGCCAUUAUUGCUAAGCCUACCGUGCAAGAUUCGGAGUAUUACUUUAAUGGACAAUGGAAUUUAAAUAUUGAGGUUCCCACCCUGUAUCCGAUUAAUCCACCCAAGAUUUCUUUUGAUAAGACCACCCCUAUAGCACACCCUAAUAUCGAUAUAACAUCGGGGGAGAUUUGUCUUGAUAUUUUAAAACUGGAAAGUUGGUCCCCCGCAUGGAAUAUUCAUUAUUUAGUGGUUGCGAUUUUGAUGCUAAUCGAUGACCCAGAACCAGAUUCACCGCUCAAUAUUGAUAUGGCCAAUCUAUAUCGUCAUGAUCGAGUGGCAUACAAGAGCAUGUGUCAAUAUAACAUAUGGAAACAUCAUACUUUCUAUGGAGAUGAUUACGAUAAGAAGGAUAGAAGUGGGGUGAAGAAGUAUCAAGAAGAAUCAACAGAGGAAAAUACAUUGGCAGAAGUUGAUGAAAUUUCGAAAAUAUCUGAUCAAAUUAACUCAUUAGAAGUGGAUGAAUUCCACUUCACCAUUGAUCGGAAUGAAUCAUUUGAUGUAAAAGCCGUCCAUGACAUGGGAGCUCAAGUGACAGAACAAUUCCUUGCCAAAGUGAAUGAGGUCAACCACAUCCCAGAAGCUUCUAUGAAUGAUAUGGACUCAGUGAAGAGACAAGUUGCAUUGAAUGUCAAUAAGCAAGUGGAAGAAAUUUGUCAACAAUCAGGACACCAAUCGAAUUCAGGUUCGAAAACUCCAGUGCUGAUCAUUGCCUCUCAAGUGGAAGGAGAUGAAGCGGUCCAAAAGGUGAAACAAGAGUUUCUUCGUCAAAUUGAUCAAAAGGUGGAUGAAGUAAGAAGAGCACAAGCAGAUUCAAACUCUAAUCUGGAUACCAAUGGUUCUAAUUCAACUCAAACUUCAAAUGUAGAACAUAUGAAGUUACCGUCACCAGAAUUUCAACCCACAAGUUCGAAUUCAUCUCUUGGUUCAACCAAUGGGGCAACCACAUCUACAAAUGCAUCCACCAAUUCCAACUCAUCUUCAUUGAAAAAACUCAAAAGAUCAAUCUCAGGUAGAAAAAAGCUGGACAAGGAAUCUUCAAGUUCUUCCAAGAAAAAAUUCGCUUCUAGAUUGAGAAACUCCUUGAAAUGAGCUCUCCCUUCCCGCCCCUCUUCAAAUUCCAUCCUUUAAUGAAAUAAUGUCCUCACCCACCCCCUUUCCUCUCAUAGUCUACAUAACUUUAAUCAAAAAAAUUC